AUGCUGUCGCUCAUGAUGGUAGAUUUUAGCGUAUACAAGCGGGGGGUUCUACUUCUGUUUUUACUAAGUCAAACGAGUCAUGGCUACAGCGAGGAUGAGCAUACCCUUCGGUAUACUCAUGACAAUUUUUCCAUGGAAGUUGGCAAGAGAAAUUACUUCGUCAUGUUCUAUGCGCCAUGGUGUGGUCAUUGUCAAAGACUUGGCCCUACGUGGGAGCAGUUGGCAGAGAUCUUAAAUGAGGAGGACAGUAACAUAAAAAUUGUCAAGGUGGAUUGUACAACCGAGAGUGUUUUGUGCAGCGAGCAAGAUGUUACUGGCUACCCCACGUUGAAGUUUUACAAGACUGGGGAAACUAAAGGCAUCAAGUUCCGAGGCACUCGUGAUUUACCUACAUUGACUUCUUUUAUUAAUGAUCAGUUAGGUAGUUCAAUGGUUGAAGAUGUCAUGCCCACUCCUCCGGAAGCAGUGAAUGGAUUACAAGAAUUAACGAAAGAUACGUUUGAGAAACACGUAUCUUUUGGGCAUCAUUUUGUCAAGUUUUACGCACCUUGGUGUGGACACUGUCAGAAAUUAGCUCCAAUUUGGGAUGAAUUAGCCAACAGUCUUCGCAACGACGAUGCAGUCAGUAUUUCUAAAAUAGAUUGUACACAGCAUCUUAGUAUCUGCGGCCAGUUUGACAUCAAGGGAUAUCCUACAUUGCUAUGGAUUGAAAACGGAAAAAAGAUGAAUAAAUAUACUGGUCAGCGUACUCACGAAGAGUUGAAAACUUAUGUAACAAUGAUGUUGGGUAAGAAUGCAGAAAACGAGUCAAACCAGAAGCUUGAAAAUACAGACGGAAUCCCGAGUGCUAUGUUGAGUUUGACGGCGGAUAGUUUUAAGCAAGGUAUCGAAAAGGGCCUUUCAUUCGUCAAGUUCUUCGCACCCUGGUGUGGACAUUGUAAACGUCUGGCUCCCACGUGGGAAGAACUGGGUAAGAAGUUCUUCGGCAACGACAAUGUGAACAUUAUCAAAGUCGAUUGUACACUCGAUGUAAGCAAACAAUUGUGCAAUGAACAGGAGGUGGAUGGUUUUCCAACGUUGUAUUUAUAUCAUAAUGGACGCAAGGUUUCGGAAUACAAUGGCUCGCGUAAUCUCGACGAUCUGUACGACUUCAUAAUGAAUCACAUGAAAACGCACGACGAAUUGUAAAUUUGUUUGUCAUUGAAACGCCGAGAUAGAUGCGUGUAUGUGUGUGUUUCGUAAUGUAUUCCCAGUAAUACUUUUAAUAAUUGAAUUAAUUUAAAAGGCAUAAUGGUUUGAUUUUUUAUCGCCAAAUGAAAAAAAGCGGGAAUUUUUUCAUUUUUAUAUUUUAUACAUC
This is a messenger RNA of Cyphomyrmex costatus, 1357 nucleotides long. RefSeq names its product thioredoxin domain-containing protein pretaporter (gene prtp). Gene Ontology annotation, molecular function: protein disulfide isomerase activity. The coding region runs from base 1 to 1188 and encodes 395 amino acids. NCBI's taxonomy places the organism in Eukaryota, Metazoa, Arthropoda, Insecta, Hymenoptera, Formicidae. The record is from RefSeq and is a predicted model, not a curated record. Gene Ontology annotation, biological process: protein folding. Gene Ontology annotation, cellular component: endoplasmic reticulum. The transcript is spliced from 5 exons.